Messenger RNA from Girardinichthys multiradiatus, 920 nucleotides. It is a transcript of the gene glo1, whose product is annotated as glyoxalase 1. The record is from RefSeq and is a predicted model, not a curated record. Bases 88 to 630 code for a protein of 180 amino acids. Lineage: Eukaryota; Metazoa; Chordata; Actinopteri; Cyprinodontiformes; Goodeidae. The transcript has 6 exons. Gene Ontology annotation, molecular function: metal ion binding; lactoylglutathione lyase activity.
CGGAUGUUCUUACUCUUCAAAUUGUACAGCUGUCCUGUCAGUCCCAUAAGGCUGCAGCGAGGUAUAGAAACGUAGUUUUGUGUAAAGAUGGGUGACACCGGCUUGUCAGACGAGGCCGUGGCGGCGGCUUGUAAAAACGGAGACCCUUUAACUAAGGAUUUUAUGAUGCAGCAAACCAUGCUGAGGGUGAAAGAUCCAGUGAAAUCCCUGGAUUUCUACACCAGGAUCCUUGGCAUGACGCUACUGCAAAAGUUUGACUUUCCCUCCAUGCGUUUCACGCUCUUCUUCUUGGGCUAUGAGGACAAGAAGGAGAUUCCUGCAGAUGUGAAGGAAAGGACAGCCUGGACCUUUUCAAGGAGAGCCACCGUCGAGCUUACACAUAACUGGGGUUCAGAGUCUGAUGACAGCCAAUCUUAUCACAAUGGGAACUCCGAUCCACGUGGAUUUGGACACCUUGGUAUCGCAGUUCCUGAUGUUUAUGCAGCUUGUAAGAUGUUUGAGGAGCAAGGAGUAACAUUCGUCAAGAAGCCAGAUGAUGGUAAAAUGAAAGGCUUGGCCUUCAUCCAGGACCCUGAUGGAUAUUGGAUUGAAAUUCUGAGUCCUAACAACAUGGUGUCCAUCACCUCCUAAAAACUAACAGCAUCCCUACCUGCUGCGCUGCAUAAGACCCGGCCUGCUGUGGCUUCACUAGGAGAACACAGCAGCAUUGUUUAACACAUGGAAGAGCUGUGAGCCAGUGGAUUGGGAACAUCUGCAUAUUGGCAGUAAGGGUACCCCAGCUCGGCCCGGACUAAUAAUGGACAGCUGACAUGCAAACAGAUUAGUUAUUGUGAUAUAUAGUUCUCUACUUUAUAUAGCUGUUGCUUUGGUCUGUUAUCAUUAUGGUUACAUUGAAAUAAAUGUGAAAGCCACAGCAUAAA